AUGCGUAGGCUUCCGAACAUUAUUGUUACGGGUGUGCCUGGGGUUGGCAAGACGACCUUGUGUGAGGAGCUAGUUGAGGUAAUAAAUAAAGUAAUAAAACAGAAAAAUAAGAAAUGGAAGAAAGAAGGAAUGGAAGGCACUAAAGAAAUAGGAGACGCAGAAGGAAUGGAGAGAAGGGAUUGCAUUGAUUUGGUUGAUGGAGUGGCUAGCGAGGAAGAAGGCAAAAUGGUGCACGUCAAUUUAUCGCAUAUAAUCAAAGAAGAAAGGCUGUACGAAGAGUACGAUGAUAAACUAGAUGCAAGUAUCUACAAUGAAGAGUUAGUAAAUGAUAGAUUAAAAAAAUUAGAUAUGGAAAAAAAAGGAGGUUAUAUUAUAGAUUUUCAUGGUGUUAAUUUUGUAAGGGACAAACAUUUAAUUGAUCAUAUAUUUCUGUUAACAAUAUCUACUAAUAAUUUAUAUGAACGUUUAGAAAAAAGAAAUUAUAGAAAAGAAAAAAUUACGAAUAAUAUUGAGUGUGAAAUAUUUCAAGUUAUAAAAGAAGAUAUACUUGAACAUUUUGAAGACGAAACAGUAUUCACUGAACUGGAAAACAAUGAUUUGGAUCAGUAUGAGAAAAACAUUAACACGAUAAAGACUUGGGUACUCUCAAACAUAAGAUACUGGUAA
This is a messenger RNA of Plasmodium malariae, 666 nucleotides long. It is a transcript of the gene AKLP1, whose product is annotated as adenylate kinase-like protein 1, putative. Gene Ontology annotation, cellular component: cytoplasm; nucleus. The transcript has a single exon. Lineage: Eukaryota; Apicomplexa; Aconoidasida; Haemosporida; Plasmodiidae. Gene Ontology annotation, molecular function: AMP kinase activity; ATP hydrolysis activity; ATP binding. The coding region runs from base 1 to 666 and encodes 221 amino acids. The record is from RefSeq and is a predicted model, not a curated record.